Molecule: messenger RNA, 607 nt
Organism: Syzygium oleosum
Lineage: Eukaryota; Viridiplantae; Streptophyta; Magnoliopsida; Myrtales; Myrtaceae
Exons: 3
Coding region: 1-501 (166 amino acids)
Source: RefSeq, a predicted model, not a curated record
AUGGAAAGAAGUCCUUCGAACCAACCCAUUGCUCCGCCGCUUCUCCACCCCGUCUCCGACAUUGCCGACGGCCGCCUUGUGGCCGCGACGGUCCCCUCAAGUCACGCCGCCGCCUCCAGCCCCUCCGACAACACCGACACACCCACCACCACUCUCUCCUCCACUCCACCGUCUCUCCCUCUCUCCUUCCUUCUUCGCAAACCCCCCCUCCCUCCCUCCCCUUCCCUCCUGUCGUCCGCCCGCCUAGGGUUUUUCCCGGCUCCCGAAUCUCGCUCCCCUCCCUCCUCGGCUGCUGCCCCGCGGCAAUGCCGCCCUCCUCCUCCUCCUCCUACUCCGCCGGCGGCGGCGGCGGCUCCUCCCCCCGGCGCGGCCUCGAUCGGAUCUCGGCGCUCCCGGUGCUGUGCUGCUCGGCGGUGCCCCUUCUCUGAUUCGGAGCUCACGGACGAGUGGUAUGGUGCCGUCACUUCUUCGAUGCGGAAGAAGUUUUAUGCUGAUUCUUGACCGAACAAUGGGAGCUCAUUACCACCGUGUUGCUUGCAAAAUCGAACUAUUGAAAAAAGAAAAAAGAGAGGCAGAUUUGUUAAAUUUCAAGCGGUACAAAGUCCAA